AUGUUUGGAUCACCAUUUGCUAGGUCAAACGGCCAAGGGGUGUCGUCUCCACCAUCUCAUUUUAAGGAUUCCGCCAGAAAUGCUAUUUAUCAGCAAUUAUCUCCACUGGUGAUAACGUCGACCAGUGCAGCGUCCAUACGAUCGGCACCUUCACAGUUCAAGAACUCACAUAAUCACGUUCUGCAACGUUCACUGGCAUCAAGUGUUUUCUCUAGCAACAAGAGAUCUGUACGUUCGGCUCCAUCGAUAUACUCGAGCUCCACAGCCACAAUACCAGAGGACUCGGAGCCCAUUUCUACUUCUGUGGAACAGCUAGUCAACGAUAUAGCGUUGCAUGAGAACUAUUUUUAUGAACAAAUGCAAGAGAAAAUGCGCCGGGGGUCUAUGACGAGUGUGGAUGAGAUGGACGAUAGCGAUGAUUUAUAUAAGAUUUCGCUUGGGUCACAGCUCCAGUAUCAGAACGUCCCGGAGUCGCUCAUUGAUUGGAAUUUAAAUGUGACAAGAUGUAAGUUGAUUCUUACUCACUUGCCUUUGGUGUCGUCUAUACCCGACUUCAGCUACUCCACGCAUUCAUUACCGCAGAUAGUGGGUGAUUUGGCAAAUAUGUGCCACCUUGUCCUAAUUCAACCGCACAUUACUGACAAAGAAUUGAUAUAUACGUUAUUUUCUUCGAAUAUUUACCAGGAGCACAACUUAGAUUAUCAGUUUAAGAAAUCGGUAGCGGAAAUAUCUGUCAAGCAAUCGCGCCUUCUACAAAUCAACUCCCCCAAACUGAGUAUUCUGUCACCGAUCACGUCGUCUGACAAUCAGAGUUUUUUGAAAUUCAAAUUCAAAGAGAUCGCUAUAAGAAACUACCUAGUUAAUUUGGCAGCUGCGGCUACCACGGCUUACGAGUACAAGGUGAAAUCAGAUAGCAUUAAGAAAUCAUUAAAAAUGGCGGAUAAAAAGGGUAAGUUAUCGAAGGAUGAGAAAAAGAAGUUAUGGGAACUGGUAAGACUGGAUGUAUUCAAAAGAGCUGGCUUAGAAGAAUAA
Molecule: messenger RNA, 1032 nt
Organism: Debaryomyces fabryi
Lineage: Eukaryota; Fungi; Ascomycota; Pichiomycetes; Serinales; Debaryomycetaceae
Gene: STD1
Product: Std1p
Exons: 1
Coding region: 1-1032 (343 amino acids)
Source: RefSeq, a predicted model, not a curated record